Molecule: messenger RNA, 2475 nt
Organism: Verticillium nonalfalfae
Lineage: Eukaryota; Fungi; Ascomycota; Sordariomycetes; Glomerellales; Plectosphaerellaceae
Exons: 5
Coding region: 1-2475 (824 amino acids)
Molecular function (GO): oxidoreductase activity
Source: RefSeq, a predicted model, not a curated record
AUGCCCGGCUACUACGGGGUGAGCUUGGCUCCAAGAACUUUUGACUGGACGUCAGAUUUCGUCAAGAUUCAAGACUUUCUGACGAAAUCCCACUGCGGUUACCACCUAGCUCAAGCAACCCAAAGGUUCGACCUGUGGAAGUUACAUCCCGUUCGCGCCGCUUCGUUCCGUGGCGAUUCCAGCGCACAACACUGCGAGUCCGCCUCCGGGGUGGAGGAUCCCGGGGCGAAGAUUUCGUAUGCAGGGAGCGAUGAUGAUGCUACCCUCGUGAGAAAGCCCCAAGAGACGGAGCUUGAAGACAGCUCCCCCGGCAGUCCAAGCGUCCGCGCCCAGGCAAGGAGGCGGUCUGCACACCUCGCAGCGAAGCAGCAGAAGAAAGAGCAGCCACCCCCCGCGGCGGCCACCAUGAACCACGACUUGGUGGCAUCUGACACGAGUGGCAUGUCCAAGUCGGCGUUGGAAGGCGACAUCGUGCUUGAGACGGAAGACGAGGACGAAGACGACGACGAGUCCUCAUUUGUGGACCCAAGGAUCCGCGACCUGGACGUUCCUGCCUCUUCUUUCGACGAGAUUGGCGAAAUCUCCAAGCUCUCGCCUCGCCGCCUCGCCAAAAAUCGCGAUCGGUCACAAACGCUCCGCGAGCUCUACAAGGCACUCACCAAGAAACAGGCCCAGCUGGGUAUUGUCUACGUCCUUGCUCAUAGGAACCUAUCUGGCCUGUUCAAAGUCGGGUUCUCUGCAACGUCGGCUGCGGCUAGGCUGAAGCAGAGCAAGAACUGCUACAAGAAGGACAUGGAUAUUAUUUAUGAGUCGGGCCAGCGCUUCUUUGGCGCAUUCAAAGCCGAGAAGCUUGCCAAGACGAUGCUACGGGACCAAAACGUUCACGUCAGAAAGUGCAGUCAGUGCGCCGCCGGGCAUGUCGAGUACUUCCAGGGGACUCGGGAGCAGAUUCUUUCUGUCGUCCACGCAAUGGAGAUGGUCUUGCAGACGGGCGCUUAUGUCCUCGACGAAGAGGUGGGUUGGAUCCUCAGCGACUUUUGGCACCAGUCCCUCGACACGUUUUCGGAUACUGCCUUUCUCCAGAAAAUGGUAUCCACGGCCCGCUCGCUCCGUGGAUCACGCGACCAUGCUGCGGCGAGGGAGGUGAAUCGCAUUUCUGAAGCCUUGGAAGCGACGGUUCAGGCCACAUACAAAGCCACGGGAGACUCUGUCCAUACACCCAAGACGCCGCACAUGCAGCAAACGCCAAUAACAACAUCAGCCUGCAACAACACCCACAUAACACUGUUCACACUGCUAUCUCCCUCUCGCAUCAUGCCUUCUGCCAUGCCAUCUCCAACCGUCAGUCCUCUCUCCUCCCAAGGUGAUGGCUCGUCACUGGGCGCCAUCAUCGCCGACAUGGACAUUGAGAACCUCUCCGAUGCCGAUUUCAACGUGAUCCAAGAUGCCUUCUAUCACCACCAAGUGGUUGUCUUUAAAAAGCAAGGCCACCUGUCCCCGAAAGCCCAGUACGAGGUCACCCAGCGCUUCGACCCCGCCGCUGCUGGUGCCUACGGACACGGCAAGACUUUGGACGCCAAGCGCUCCAUCCUACACCCCGACCUCAAGACCAUCCCCCACCAACCUCAGGUUCAGGUCAUCGGCAACGGCUUUGUAGAGAGCUACGAGGGCCUAGAGAACAUCACCCUGCGCCAUCCCCACCACCGUACCUUUCAUGCCACCCGUAUCCCUGAUGAGGAUGACCUUGACUUUACGCGCUACUACCGCUGGCACAUUGACGCCGCACUCUACGGCCUCGCACCUCCAGUAGCCACCUCUCUCCUUGCAGUCCGCGUCCCCGGCGGUCGCUCUCAGACCCUCCGCUACGACGACGGCACCGGCGACGAGAAGACCGUCCCCCUCGGCACCACGGCCUUUGUAUCCGGCGCCGCCAUGUACGAAGCCCUGUCGCCCGAGGACCAGGCCUUCUGCCGCGGCACCAAGGUCGAAUACGCACCUCACCCCUACGUCUGGAUGAGCGGCGCCCGCUCCCGCCCCGACGGCCUCGGCCUCGUCUCCGAGGGCCGCGAGCUGCCGCUGUCCGACCUCCCGCCCGUCGACGACGACGAGAUCCAGAUCCUGCCCAUGCUCUGGCGUAAUCCCGUCACCGGCGCCCUGUCGCUGCAGGUCCACCCCUCCGCUGUGCGCAAGCUGCACCUCGCCGACGGGACCGUGCUCGACGACCUCGCUAAAGUCAGGGAGAUUGUGCACAGGCUGCAGCGGCCCGGCGUUGCGCCCGAAAAGGUGUACGCGCAUGACUGGGAGGAGGGCGAUUUUGUCAUCUUCCACAACCGGGGCGUGCUGCAUUCUGUGGUGGGUGCCUUUGCCGAGCAUGAGGUCCGGCUGUUUCGGCAGUGUAACAUUGCGGGAGUGCGCUGCCAGUCGGGCCGGAGGGGGUUUAGUUCAGAUCUGCCUGGGCUUGCGAUCCAUGCCUGA